Eurytemora carolleeae is the source of this 359-nucleotide messenger RNA. Its product is annotated as 40S ribosomal protein S3-A. NCBI's taxonomy places the organism in Eukaryota, Metazoa, Arthropoda, Copepoda, Calanoida, Temoridae. Gene Ontology annotation, biological process: translation; positive regulation of apoptotic signaling pathway. Gene Ontology annotation, cellular component: cytosolic small ribosomal subunit; nucleus. Gene Ontology annotation, molecular function: structural constituent of ribosome; RNA binding. The record is from RefSeq and is a predicted model, not a curated record.
AUGCGAAGUUGUUGUCUCCGGCAAGCUGAGAGGACAGAGAGCUAAGGCCAUGAAGUUCGUUGACGGCCUAAUGAUCCACUCCGGAGAUCCAAUGAACGAUUACGUUGAUGCUGCAUGCAGACACGUUCUCCUCAGACAGGGAGUUCUUGGAAUCAAGGUCAAGAUUAUGUUGCCUUGGGAUCCUGCAGGCAAGAUGGGACCCAAGAAACCUCUGCCCGAUUAUGUCCAGAUCGUUGAACCCAAGGAGGAUACUCUUCCUCCCAGUCCUUACUCCGAGACCAAGGCCGUGAAGCCCGAUCAGCCUCCAGUCCCUGUCUAAAUCUUGCAAACUCUGGAGAUCUUUUAACAUUUCUCUUUCA